Striga asiatica is the source of this 1772-nucleotide messenger RNA. The record is from the annotation of a GenBank genome assembly. NCBI's taxonomy places the organism in Eukaryota, Viridiplantae, Streptophyta, Magnoliopsida, Lamiales, Orobanchaceae.
CUUGAACCGUUGUGGCCCAAUACCCACCCACUGAAAAAGAACAAGAAACGGGAAAAGGGGAACAAUAAACUGAGACGGAUUCUCAGAGCUCCAAGACUGCAAUCAAAGGUCAGACAAACAUGGGGACGAGAAAAUGUCAAGUUUGUGAGGAGGCGCCGUCAAAGUACAAGUGCCCGACUUGCUUAGUACCCUAUUGUUCGCUAGCCUGUUUCAAGAAACACAAAGAAAUUCCAUGUUCGAAACCGGAGUCUGUGAAUGAAGAAAUUUCUUAUGUUAGUUCGGCAACAAAUGACCCCAAACCGUGUUAUGUUGAUGAGCAGAGUGAAGUGUUGCAAGAGUCCCAACUGCAAUCUAUCGCUUCAUCGAGUGAAAUCCGUGAUUCUUUAAAGGAUGAGAAACUUCGGAGACUAAUAUGCAAAAUUGAUUCCUCAGAAGAUCCCGAGAAUGAGCUCGAGAAAGCAAUGGAGGAGGAAUCAUUUCUCUUAUUUACAGAAAAGAUUUUGUCUACCAUUGGUCCUUGAAGCUCUGGUACCCCUCAUCAGACAUAGAUUCUACAGUUUCCUAGUUUUAGUUAUUUAAGAUAUACACACUCUUUGUAAAAACUAUUACAUGGCAAUAUUUUCUGGGCAUCGACAUUGCCAAAUUUUUCCUUGUGGGCGAUCUUGAUUUUCUGUGUCGGGUAAAUUUGGCUAAGGACCACUCCCCCUCCCUUAUCUUCUACGGUAGUUGGGGAGGUCAAUUCUCAUCACAUAAAGCCUUCCCUUAUCUCUUUUUUGACCACACAAAUACCUCAUCUUUGUUUUCCCUUAUCUUCUACCGUCAAUCUUUUUCAUACUUAUCACUUUCUCAUUCUUUCACUUCUUCUUCCAAAAUCUCUUUCCUAAUUACAGGUUGCUCCUCUAACUCUCUUUUAUUCUUUCUCAAUCACACACUUCCAUAAAUUUGGGUUGCACCAUCUCAAAGAUUUCCCGAGUUGCGACGGGGAGGCAGUGGCCGUGGCCCACGGGUGGGAGACGACGGCUGUUGUUGGUGUCAAUCUGGCUAAUGGGAAGCAGUUGAUAAUUAAUUAAGAGUUUUGAGGUUUUAUUUACCUGAUUUUUUAAUAUCCAUUGCGUAGUUUAGCUAUUUAACCCACACACUUUCUAAAAACUAUUACAUAGCAACAUUCUCCAGAAUACCAAAUUUUGCCUUACGCGCGAUCUUCAUUCUCUGAGUCACGACCUGGCAGAGUCAUAAUCGGCACCCCUUGCACUGUCAUGUUCGGCACAAGUGGCACAGUUGUAUUCUGACCAGUCGUGCUUGGCAGCACAAUGUUCGGCACGCUUGGCACAGUUGCAUUCGGCCCAGCUGGCAUAGUUGGGCCUGUAGUUGGGCUUGGCAACGUAUUAAUCCUCGGCAAGCUUGAAACUGUCAUAUUCGACAUGUCUGGCACUGUCAUAUUCGACAAGUCUGGCAUCGACACAUUCGGGCCAGCCGGGCCUGUAGUUGGAUUUGGCAUCAAUGGGCCUGGCAGCGUCAUAGUUGGCCCGUCUGGCAUUGUAAUAUUCGACAUCUCUGGCACAGUCGCAUUUGGCACGGUUGGGAUUGGCAGCGCAUUAUCCGGCACGCCUGGCAUUGUCAUAUUCGACAAAUCUGGCACUGUCAUAUUUGGCGGCGGCACGUAAGGAAAUGACAUGGCAUGGGCGAGUAUCUACAGAAAUAAAAUCGUUAUAAAUUAUAAAUUUCCCUUUUUUUGUGUUUGAUUUAGUAGCUAAUUUUGACCCUAAUGAAAG